CUACCUCGUACAUAUUCAUAUGUGAUGAUGCGAGACGAUGCAAGAAGAACUUUCUGCCGUUUCUCCCGGAUACGACCCAACCGGAGAAAAGAAUUCUGCUGGCGUGUUGUGCGUGUGCUAACAACUUCUUGCACAGGAAAUCGCCGAGUCGGGGUUCCCAGGUCUGUCUCGUCGUGUCCCCGUUGCCCGUUCUCCGUUCCCCGUUCCUCUUUGGCGGGUCAACAGAAACCGAAGCGCUACCCAUUUGCCUUGUGGACCCCGCUGCGAUCGUUGGUACUCAGUAAAAACAAGAGAAGGGCUCCAACAAACCAUGGGCCCGAGAAGAAAGAAAAGAAAGAACUAUUUAAGGGAUCGAGUGGUCCCUCCAGGAUCCUGCCGCUCCCAUUAAUAUCCCGACUCCAACCGCGUUUAUCGCCCCGUUCAUAUAUAUGGCUAGCAUCGCAAGAACCUCACUACACCAAGUAUCCAAGAGACUCUACCCUGCGGGAUUUGCCUCCCUCUCCUUCCUCAACUCUCUGCCGAAACACAAGAACAACUUCCUCCGGACUCCCCUCCCACGUCUUGCCCGGCCCGCCAUCUCCUCCAACCGAGAGUACUCUCACUCCCACUCCCACUCCCACUCCUAUACCACCUCCACACCCAGCAGAAUGGCGAACCUCACUGCGUCGACGUUCCUCGAGUACGUCAAGAACCGUCGCACCUAUUACCCCCUCUCCAAGGACAUCUCCCUAUCCGCCGACCAGGUCGACGACAUCGUCAAGGUCGCCAUGCAGCAUGUCCCCUCGUCCUACAACUCGCAGUCGAACCGCGUCGUCGUCCUGCAAGGGGCCCACCACGAAAAGCUCUGGGACAUGAUCUCGGAGGUCCUGCGCGCCGUUGUCCCCGAGGAACAGUGGAAGUCCACCGCCGAGCGGAUGGCCUGGUUCAAGGGCGCCGCCGGCACCAUCCUCUUCUUCAUCGACCAGGACGUCGUCCGCGGCAUGCAGGACAGGUUUCCCCUGUACGCCGAGGGGUUCCCCGGCUGGGCCGGCCAGUCCGCCGGCAUGCUCCAGUUCGCCCUCUGGACCGCCCUCGAGGCCGAGGGCCUCGGCGCCAACCUCCAGCACUAUAACCCCCUCGCUGACGAGAACAUCGCCGCCGAGUGGAACGUCCCUCGCACAUGGCAACUCAACGCCCAGCUCGUCUUCGGCGGCCGCACGGGCGAGACUUAUCCUAAGGAGUCCAAGCCCGCCGAGGAGACUGUGAAGUCUUUCCGCGACUAAGUAAAGGAUACCUCCCUCCCUUGCGACAAGCAUGCAGAUGAAUGAGCGGGUUUAGCUCUGGGUUGGCUGUUUAUCAACUGGGACCUAGUUUUGCCCCUUCUUUUUUUCUUCUUUUUUUCUUCUUUUUUUCUUCUUUUUUUCUUCUUUAUUCUUCUUUUUUCUUCUUCUCCUUUUUCCCCCUUGAAUAUAUUUAUAUAGCUUCUCAUUCACUGCAACCUAUUGCUUGGCAUCGCAUGUAAAUAGCGGCAGCUACCUUUUCGUACAUACACGGUCACAAGAGACACCGCAAGAUGGAUUUUCUGCCAUAAUUUUAUGAUGACGUUUAAACAACCCUCCUUCCGCGUCC
Molecule: messenger RNA, 1608 nt
Organism: Sodiomyces alkalinus F11
Lineage: Eukaryota; Fungi; Ascomycota; Sordariomycetes; Glomerellales; Plectosphaerellaceae
Product: Nitroreductase
Exons: 1
Coding region: 429-1262 (277 amino acids)
Biological process (GO): cellular response to oxidative stress
Source: RefSeq, a predicted model, not a curated record